UCUGGAUGUACGAGGGUGCGUCAGAGUCAACUGUCUCCCCUUUUCAGUGUCUAAGCUUCACAAAAAAGAGCCACACGUCUCAAUGUCCGACGGGCUAUGACAACGUCACUACUUCUCCGCCCGCGCUGGAUUGACCCGGUCAUGUUUCUCUAUGAUAACGGUGGCGGUUUAGACGACACCAGCAAAAAUAUGGAAGGGUUCACAGGAGGUAACUUCUCGCCAAGCCCGUGCAGGAAUUUGAUGUCUCACCCUGCCUCUCUUGCGCCCAGUGCUACUUAUCCGUCCAGCGAAGUGGCUGCUGCUGCAGCGGGUGAUUCUGGAAAGCAAUGCAGCCCCUGCUCAGCCGUUCAAGGUUCAGCCAGCGCCUCAAUUUCCUAUGGAUAUUUCGGAGGCGGUGGAUACUAUCCUUGCCGAAUGUCCCACCACCAUGGGAGUGGUGGAGGUGUAAAGACAUGCGCCCAGUCCCCUGCCUCUGGUUCACCUUACGGAGAAAAAUACAUGGACACAUCAGCUUCUACAGGCGAAGAUUAUACCAGCUCACGCGCCAAGGAGUUUGCCUUGUACUCAAGCUACGCCUCAAGUCCAUAUCAACCAGUUCCGAGCUAUCUGGAUGUUCCAGUAGUCCAGGCAAUAAGCGGGCCUUCGGAGCCCCGACAUGAGUCUUUACUGCCGAUGGAGAGUUACCAACCGUGGGCAAUCACAACCAGUGGAUGGAACGGACAGGUCUACUGCACCAAAGAGCAGCAACAAACGGGAAACGUGUGGAAGUCGUCAAUACCAGAGUCAGUAUCCCAUGGAGGGGCAGACGGCAGCUCCUUCCGCCGCGGAAGGAAGAAACGUGUUCCAUAUACCAAGGUGCAGCUGAAGGAGCUUGAACGGGAGUAUGCCACUAACAAGUUUAUCACCAAGGACAAACGCAGACGGAUAUCCGCUCAGACCAACCUAUCUGAACGACAGGUCACUAUCUGGUUCCAAAACCGACGGGUAAAGGAGAAAAAAGUUGUCAACAAAUUAAAAAGUAGCAGUUAGCUUUGCUCUGUGUAAAUGUAAGGGAACUAUUUUUUUAACAAUGAUGCCCCCAAAUACACACAGAGAGAGAGAGAGAGAAAGAGAGAGAGCUAUGAAAGUAUAGACGUUUAACGAAUAUGUGUUUCCUUGGACUACUGCUUUUGAAGUGGCCACUUUGGAUCGCACAGGGUUGAUGGUGACGCGGUGCGUCAUUUCUGCACUUCAGUGCAUGGCCAUAUUCCCAACUCAGGGCAAAAACGGCCAAAGGAUGAGUUGUUUGAUGAGAUUUAGUCACUGCUCAACAAAAUAUCUCAUAAAGAAUAAUACAUUGGAUGUGUAAAUGUUGAAACCGUAAUUCUUUACGGUGUGGUACGAUUUUUCUUUCACCACUCCCAUGGUCGAUUAGAAUCAAAAUUAUGCUUUGCUUGAAAUUCAAGUUCAUGAGAUUUCGUGGAAUAUUUGAUGUGGAGCCUGCAGUUUAUCAGUCACGUGUACAUAUCAGUGACAUGUACAAUCUUUGGCUAUAUUUGUGCAAAACAGGCCGUGAAUACUAUAAAAUGGCUGUUCCUGUAAAAGAGUGUUUUAUUUUAUUUUUAUUUUUUUCGUUGUAUAGUGUUUGCAAAAUCCCUCUUAAUAAACUCUAAUUGAAACAAAA
Molecule: messenger RNA, 1663 nt
Organism: Danio rerio (zebrafish)
Lineage: Eukaryota; Metazoa; Chordata; Actinopteri; Cypriniformes; Danionidae
Gene: hoxa13a
Product: homeobox A13a
Biological process (GO): negative regulation of transcription by RNA polymerase II; regulation of DNA-templated transcription; fin development
Cellular component (GO): nucleus
Molecular function (GO): DNA-binding transcription factor activity, RNA polymerase II-specific; DNA binding
Source: RefSeq, marked provisional